AUGGCGAGUGAAGUUAUAACCCGUCCGCCCGAGCCUUUCGACCGAGCCGUCAACAUAAAAGCUCUUCCUGGAGGAAAAACAACAUCUAGCAAGCUGCCGUACCUCCUGAAGACUUCCUUCCUCGAAGUUGCGUUCGUCCCACAAACCAUCAAGAAAGGAAUGGCGGUGGUGGCGGCCUUCUUCAUCUGCUGGGCGCCCUUCCACGCGCAGCGCCUGCUCGCCGUCUACGCCAACAGCGUCAAGGCGGAGGAGAAGCGGAAGUCGCUGGACCAAGUGUACACGGUGCUGACCUACCUGUCGGGCAUCUUCUACUACCUGUCCACCACCGUCAACCCGGUGCUCUACAACAUCAUGUCGCACAAGUUCCGCGAGGCCUUCAAGUCGACGCUGGCGCAGUGCUGCGGCCGGGACAAGUACUCGAAGAGGAAGCGCGCGUACAGCGUGCUGUCCAGGUGCAACAACAACCACCAGCAGCAGCACCAGCCGCUGUGCCGCGCGCACCCGGACUGGCAGCCGCCGCGGUCUCCGCCGGGGGCGGCCGGGGGCGGCGGGCUGCCGGCGGCCGGGGCGGCGGCGGCGCCCUCGUCCCCGGCGGCGGCGGCGGCGGCGGCGGCGGGCAGCCUCAACCACUCGUACCCGCAGUACCGGCCGCGGUCGCGCGUCUCCUCGGACUCGAGCCAGCUCACGCUCACCACGUCCGUGGGGCUGCUGAGCCUGGCGUCGUCCACGCGCAGGGAGCGGGGCGGCUGCUCGCUGCUGCGCUCCUACCCGAGCAUCGGCGCCCUGGCGCGCCUGCUGAGGGGCGGCGCGGAACCAGACCAGGGCCGGCGCGCCGCCGCCGCCGCCGCCGCCGCCGCCGCCGCCGACAGCACCACCAACACCAUCAGCAACUCCAGCCUGCAGGACCUGGACGAGGCGGAGUUCGUGGGCGCCGACCUCGCCAGCUACAUGGGCGAGGUGAACGAGCUGGUCGCGCUGCACUGA
Molecule: messenger RNA, 984 nt
Organism: Bacillus rossius redtenbacheri
Lineage: Eukaryota; Metazoa; Arthropoda; Insecta; Phasmatodea; Bacillidae
Product: alpha-1D adrenergic receptor-like
Exons: 3
Coding region: 1-984 (327 amino acids)
Biological process (GO): neuropeptide signaling pathway
Cellular component (GO): plasma membrane
Molecular function (GO): neuropeptide receptor activity
Source: RefSeq, a predicted model, not a curated record